AUGUCGUCGUCCAAGAAGAUUCCCGAAUUUCCUGACGUGGAGGAAAAGCUCAAGAGGGCCACCAAGCAGUCCGCAUUCGAGCGCCAAAAGGCAGAGGCAGAGGCCAAGCGCCGCAGAGAAGCUGCUGAAACGGCCGCCGUCUACGAGGACUUUGUCAAGAGCUUCGACCACGACGACGAUACUUCCGAUUCACGACCCUCGAAUUCGCGAUAUGGAAACGACCGACCAGAGAGACCAACACUGGGAGGACAGGCGUUUGGAGGAACGGGCAAGAGACACUUUGGCGUCAACAGUCUCAAGAGUGGUCCCGGCAGUCUAGGGCCACCUCCAACAUCGUUAAAGAGUGGCCCUGGCAGUUUAGGACCUCCUCCAACAUCCUUCAAAAAGAGGUCAUACGAUGACUUCCAUUCCAGUCGCCAGAGACCUCACGAUGAGUCGAGGUCAAGACCAGAAUUUGAGGAGAGAGAGAGAGGUAGGGAUAGGGAUAGGGAUAGGGAUAGGGAGAGGGACUUCGAGAAGAGCUCUUUGCCCGUGUCCAAGGUUUUCAAUGAUAGCGACAACGAGGAAGAAGCGACCGUUAACGGCCGAGCAGAGGAAAAGGCCGUCUCGAAACCCACACUACGCCUUUCCAACCUCCCGCCGAGCACAUCACCAGCCGUCAUCAAGGCGCUAAUACCACCCAACUUGACGGUUGAGAGCGUCAAGAUUGUUCCGCCAUCGGGCCCCCAAGGGACAGAGCGCAAGUCUAUUGCAGCUAUUGUUACCCUCUCCAAGGAAACACCCGCAACAGACAUCGAUGCCGCCGUGAGCGCGCUACAAAAUCGCUAUCUCGGUUACGGUUACUUCUUGUCUCUGCAUAGACACCUGUCGUCGGCCGCUAUAGCGUCAGGCUUGACGGCCAUCCAGACUUCUACAACAGUGUCACAUCCGUUCGGCGCAAAGCGGGUAGAGGAAAAGCCAAGUGGCCAUGGCCCGCAUCACGGAGGCUAUGGUCGCAACUAUGCUCCCCCAUCGCAUUAUGGUCCUCCAGGGGCCGCUAUUAGCAGAAGUGGUCUGCUCCAUGUUCCCGUAAAACCUCCACGAGACAUCAGGACACUCCGGAUGAUCCACAAGGUGGUAGAGUCCGUCCUGGAGCACGGACCAGAGUUCGAGGCUCUUCUCAUGUCCCGACCAGACGUCCAACGAGAAGAGAGGUGGGCGUGGAUCUGGGAUGCUCGCAGCGAGGGUGGCAUAUGGUAUCGCUGGAGGCUAUGGGAGAUCGUGACAGGUUCCCAAACAAAAAGGGGGAAGCCGAAAUACGUGCCCCUGUUCGAAGGAAGCCAUGCCUGGAAAGCACCCGAGCCUCUCGCCUACGAGUACACAACAUCGGUUGACGAGAUUGUCUCGGAUUCAGCCUACGACACGGACGAAGAAGACGACUUUGAGGAUGAACAGAAAGAGCACAACGACCAAGAAGAUACCUUCCUCAACCCCAUAGAAAAGGCCAAGCUAGCACACAUGCUAGCCCGCCUACCUACAACACUUUCCAAGAUCCGAAAGGGAGACAUCGCCCGCAUCACCGCAUUCGCCAUCACCCACGCCAGCCGCGGCGCCGACGAAAUUGUCGACAUGAUCAUCUCCAACGUCGAGUCCCCGUUAUCCUACACGCCCGCCAACCCCGACCACCAACAACACUUCCGCGAACGCGAAGGCCAGGACGGCAACAACAACAACAACAACUCCCGCGAAACCUCUCCCGCACCGGCAGAAGAUAAAGACAAGGAAAAGACCAACGAUUCCACCCACGACCUAAGCGCCGCCCGACUGGUUGGUCUCUACGUAAUCAGCGACGUCCUCUCCUCUUCCUCCACCUCAGGAAUCCGGCACGCCUGGCGCUACCGGCAACUCUUUGAGACCGCUUUACGCGCCCGCAAGACGUUUGAGCUGUUGGGCAUGAUGGCCGACAAGCUCAACUGGGGCCGCCUGCGCGCAGACAAGUGGAAGCGCAGCGUCGGCCUUGUCCUCAGUCUCUGGGAAGGGUGGUGCGUAUUCCCCGUCGAGACGCACGAGUUCUUUGUCAAUAGCUUUGAGAACCCACCUACGCUAAAGGCGAAGGAAGCGCAAAGGGAGGAGGCUGAGAAGAAGGCUGCUGCUGCUGCUACGGGUGGUGGGAAGUGGAAGACUGUUGAUGGUGGGCCUGCUGCCACUACUAUGACUCAAGCUAAAGCUACUGGUUUCUUACCGGUGUCUACACUCCCAGAGACAUCUACCCCAGUCGAUACGGAAGCGGGUGCCGAUUCAGAGUACGUGGAACGGAUGCUAGAGACAGGAGAUACAGAUGGGGAAUUGGCAGCACUGCCACCGAAUUAUAUGCAGUAUAGCUCGGGGACGGACGAGCUGUUUUCGGAUGAAGAUGAUAUUGAUGGGACGCCGGAUGAGGAUUUUAUGGCUCUUUUACGGAUGCUUACCACGGUGGAUGACGGGGAUGUUGUUAUGGGAGAGGCUACGGCUACGGAGACAUCAGCAUCAGCACCACCACCGACGACAGAAUCGAAGACAGUGGCUGGGUUCCAGAUAUCGGCGAACAAGGCUGCGCAGCCGACGAGGAAGCGGAUGCGGGCUGUUGAUAUGUUUGCUGGGUCGGAUUCGGAAGGGGAGAAGAAGUAG
Messenger RNA from Sordaria macrospora k-hell, 2646 nucleotides. RefSeq lists its product as uncharacterized. NCBI's taxonomy places the organism in Eukaryota, Fungi, Ascomycota, Sordariomycetes, Sordariales, Sordariaceae. Gene Ontology annotation, biological process: RNA processing. Gene Ontology annotation, molecular function: RNA binding. Gene Ontology annotation, cellular component: nucleus. The record is from RefSeq and is a predicted model, not a curated record.